AUGGAGUGUUUGAGAACGUCACGGAGCAAUUCCUGGAUUUAUCCCACUGUGAUCCUCUGUUUAUUUGGAUUUUUCUCCAUGAUGAGACCCUCAGAACCAUUCCUUAUCCCAUAUUUAUCUGGACCAAAUAAAAACCUGACCAGCACAGAGAUCACCAAUGAGAUCCUUCCUGUUUGGACCUACUCUUACCUGGUGCUGCUGCUCCCCGUGUUUGUCCUCACUGAUUACGUCCGCUACAAGCCGGUCAUCGUCUUACAGGGGAUAAGCUUCAGCCAGGCCAGCAGCCCCAAGCCCAAACAUGAGGCUUGGAGGAGCUGCGUGCAGUGGUUCCAGGAUCUGCGGGAGUGCUACUCCUCAAAGCGUCUUUUCUACUGGUCCCUGUGGUGGGCUUUUUCCACAGCGGGUUUUAACCAGGUUUUGAACUAUGUGCAGAUCCUGUGGGAUGACAAGGCCCCAUCCCAAGAUUCCUCCAUCUAUAAUGGAGCAGUAGAAGCUAUUGCAACAUUUGGAGGGGCCCUGGCUGCCUUCGCAGUGGGUUAUGUGAAAAUCAACUGGGAUCUCCUGGGGGAGCUGGCUCUGGCCAUCUUCUCCACRUUCAGCGCAGGGUCUCUGCUCCUCAUGCAUUACACACUCAGCAUCUGGGUGUGCUACACUGGCUAUUUGGUGUUCAAGUCCAGCUAUAUGCUUCUCAUAACCAUAGCAGUAUUUCAGAUCGCGGUGAACCUAAGUGUGGAGCGCUAUGCCCUGGUGUUCGGAAUGAACACCUUUAUUGCCUUGUUGAUUCAGACUGUCAUGACUGUGAUUGUGGUGGAUCAGAGAGGGCUCAACCUGCCAGUCACCACGCAGUUUUUAGUUUACGGGAGUUAUUUUGCAGUCAUCGCUGGCAUUUUCCUGAUAAGAAGCAUAUACAUCCUCUACUCUGCCAAAUGCCGAAAGGAAGUACAGAGCCCAGCUCGGCCACAACCAGAGGAACCCAGGAACGUGGGCAUGGCGACAAAGCUCUGA
Urocitellus parryii (Arctic ground squirrel) is the source of this 1005-nucleotide messenger RNA. The record is from RefSeq and is a predicted model, not a curated record. NCBI's taxonomy places the organism in Eukaryota, Metazoa, Chordata, Mammalia, Rodentia, Sciuridae.